CACGCGGAAAGCUUUUCAUGUGCCUUUUUCCUCUCGGCUGCCGCAUCCUUCCCACACUUCGGCCCAGCACACCACCAUGCCUCGCGUGACAAACCCCAUCCUGCCUGGUGGCAUCGAGCGCUAUGGCCGCUCCGUUCAGGACAAGCGCAGGCGCAGGUGGAAGGUCAAGAAGACCACCGUCAAGCCCGCCAAGGUCCAGAAGCCCAAGACGAAGCAGGUUCCAGUUGGCGGUGAGAAGAACGGCGGCAAGCGCGUCGUUCCUGUGCACCACUCCCCCCGCUUUGUUUCUGUUGACCAGCCCAAGCGCCCCAUCGGCUACAAGGUCGGCCGCAAGAACCGCCCCGCCAAGAUCCGCCAGUCCCUGACCCCAGGCACUGUUGUCAUCAUGGUUGCCGGUCCCUUCCGCGGCAAGCGCGUCGUCAUGCUCAAGGCCCUUCCCUCUGGCCUCCUCCUCGUCAGCGGCCCCAUGUCCAUCAACGGUGUCCCGCUGCGUCGCGUCAACCCCGCCUUCGUCAUCGCCACAUCCACAAAGGUCGAUCUCACCGGCCUUGAGGUCCCCGAGUGCGUGAACGACGAGAUGUUCAAGCGCAACGUCAAGGGCAAGGCAAAGAAGCCCGAGUUCUUCGGCGACAAGAAGAACAAGUACGGCGAGAGGCAGAUCAAGCUUCCCCAGGAGCGUGUGGAGGCACAGAAGGUCGUUGACCGCUUCCUUGUCACCAAGGUGAAGCAGACCCCACUCCUCAAGCGGUACCUUGGUGCCAAGUUCACACUUGAGAAGAACCUCUUCCCCCACGCCAUCAAGUUCUGAGGUGUCUGUUGAUUGUGUGCUACUUGUUUCCCCCUCGUCGACCCUCUGACUGUCGCUUCCGUGUCGGUUUCCCAUUUUCCUUUUGCGGGCUGGUCGCGGCUCAGAGUAAAACAGAAAUCCUUACCACCA
Molecule: messenger RNA, 937 nt
Organism: Salpingoeca rosetta
Lineage: Eukaryota; Choanoflagellata; Craspedida; Salpingoecidae
Product: ribosomal protein L6
Exons: 4
Coding region: 77-808 (243 amino acids)
Biological process (GO): cytoplasmic translation; ribosomal large subunit assembly
Cellular component (GO): ribosome; cytosolic large ribosomal subunit
Molecular function (GO): RNA binding; structural constituent of ribosome
Source: RefSeq, a predicted model, not a curated record